AUGGUAGCCACAUCAUCGACAGGGGCUGUGGGGAUUACUCCGAACCCCAAUGGGCCCCAGAGCAGUCUUCCAGCUACUACCCCUCGCAGCUCCGCUCAGUCAUCUGGCGGACAGUCCAAACAGAAGCAAACUGGUGUGUUGGAUGCGAAAAAGGCGCUGGAGCUUGAAGAUGAGUUCAAGACCAAGCAUCUCGGGGUGAUGGGUGUUUUGACAUGGAUAUUCUUAUUGCAUGUCGCAGGUAUAUAUUUAUUUACAAAAGGAUUUCUUCUCACGCGCAUGGUUCUCGAGAACAAAUCAUCAUGCGACAUAUUGCCUUUUGAGGACACUUUGGCCCUAUCGCACACUACCGCCCUGGGAAGUAAACAGCAGAAGGGUUGCUGGCACGAAAAAACCUUUGAUAAGGCCGUUGUUAUAAUCAUUGACGCCCUCCGUUAUGACUUUACUGUGCCAUUUGCCUCGAAGGGAGAGAGCGACACAGUCCACCUCUUCCACAACAACAUCCCGGUCCUCUACGAAACCGCCGUUCAAAACCCCGCCAACGCUUUUCUUCUACCAUUCAUUGCCGAUCCCCCGACAACUACUCUGAAUCGCCUGAAAGGUCUAACCACUGGAACCCUGCCUACCUUCCUCGACGCAGGCUCGAACUUCGCCGGAACCGCGAUCGACGAGGAUAACCUUGUCGCACAGCUGCACAGCGCCGGGAAGAACCUGGUUCACCUCGGCGAUGAUACAUGGCAGGCGCUGUUCCCAGGUUACUUCGAUGCCAAUCUUACUCAUGCAUAUGAUUCAUUCAACGUCUGGGACCUGCACACCGUCGACAAUGGGGUCACGGAGCAUCUCUUCCCGCUCCUCCGACCGGAGAACAGCAAGAAAUGGGAUGUCAUCUUCGGCCACUAUCUCGGCGUAGACCAUGCGGGCCAUCGUUAUGGUCCUAACCAUGCUGCGAUGGCAUCUAAACUUCAAGAAAUGGACCGCAUCAUUCGCGAUAUCAUUGCCGCUCUCGAUGAUAAGACCCUCCUGGUCGUCAUGGGCGACCACGGGAUGGACGUCAAGGGUGAUCACGGCGGUGAGUCAGACGACGAGGUUGAGGCUGCAUUGUGGAUGUACUCCAAGCGUGGCAUCUUCGGACGCACAAGCAAAGAUACACUCCUCCCGCCUCAGUUCGCGCGCGAAAGAUUCGUGCCUCAGAUCGACCUUGUGCCAACGCUGUCUCUACUCCUUGGAAUGCCCAUUCCAUUCAAUAACCUCGGCUCCCCUAUUGAAGAGGCUUUCUCUGGCCCACGUGGCAACAACUGGGCAAACUUGGCCACCGUCAACCGUCUGACUGCGGCGCAGGUUAAGAGAUAUCAGCAUCAAUAUGCGCUUGCUCGAGGCGAUGGUGAUGACGAACAGUCGGCUCUACUUUGGGCCGCUGCAGAUGAGGAGUGGAAGGCUGCUUCUAAGGCCUUCUCUUCUAAGUCGACCGCUGCUCAUGCCAGUAAUGAGCUCUACCGCAAGUAUCAGCGUCACACUCUUGAUGUCUGCCGUGGAUUAUGGGCUCGCUUUGAUGUGUCCAGCAUGAUUCAAGGUGUUGUGAUCCUUUUUGCUGGUAUUGUCGUGUUGAUCAUCUAUGCCCGAGGCUUGAAGACGGAUCGGACUCAGCUCACAUCUCGUCUGCUUCAAUUUGCGGGCACCGGAGCUGCCAUUGGUUUUGUGGCCGGCUCUGCACUGGGCUUGACCGGUUUGACUGAGACAGGUGUCUUCGAUGGGGCUGUACUUUUGGCUGCUGCUGGAAGCAUCAUCGGAGCCAUGCCGGCAAUCGUGAAGAAGCCUGCAGGCCUUACUCUGCCUCUUCCAAAUGGUAUGUGGGGCUGGCUUGCCUUUUUCUUCACCGUUUCCCAGUCUAUUGGAUUUGCCUCAAACUCGUACACCAUUUGGGAAGAUGAGAUUCUUCUGUUCUUCCUUACUACAUUUGGUGUGUGCGCGGGUGUCUCGUCCAUGAGACAGAAGCAGACUACGGACCGCAUCUUGGGCGUGUAUCACUCUGUUCUCUUUGUGAUUCUUGGCCGAGUCGCGUCUUUCUCUCGUCUCUGCCGGGAGGAACAGAUGCCCUUCUGCCGCUCUACGUACUACUCUUCUGCGGCUUCUUCCAUCUCCGCUCCCUGGCAGCUUGCCAUUCCUUUCCUGGUCACGGUGUUCCUGCCCAGCGUCGUGCGUUCCUUCUACGUUGGCUCCAAGUCUUACGAAGGCGCUUCAUCGCUAUGGAUCGGGAUUGCUUUCCGCUUCGGUCUCUUUAUCUCUUCCGUAUUCUGGGUGCUUGAGAGCGCCGAUGAUGGCGAGUGGCUACCUGUCAGUAAGGAAACACUCAAGACGGUCCGCGUCUUCUUAGCGCAGCUUGUUCUUGCUCUCGCGUUCGUCGCAGGCACUGCAGCAUAUAUCUACUCCAAGCCUUGCGUCAGCAUCAGCGUGAGCAAACCUACCGAAGACCCCAACAGCCCGCCAGCCCCCAUCAUCGCUGGCCAGCAACAAGGUCCUAGAACAACAGUCACUAUUCUCGGCUUCGGCAACGUCUACGGAACCCGCUUCUGCUUCCUGGUCAUCAACUUCGCCCUCGCCAUUAUUCUCAUGCAGAAGCCAAUGGGCCAAGGCACUAUCGCGCUCCUCCUUUGGCAGAUCCUCUCCCUGCUUGAAAUUCUCGACACAAACAGCCUGACAAUGUCAAACUCCUGUAUCGGCCCUGUUAUGCUCGGCGUCUUGGGUUCCUUCUAUUACUUCAAGACUGGCCAUCAGGCCACCCUCUCCAGCAUCCAGUGGGAAACAGUCUUCAUCCCCCUCUCAAGUAUCCAAUAUCCCUGGAGCCCGAUUUUCAUCAUCCUCAAUACUUUCGGCGCCCAGAUUCUGGCCGCCAUCGCCGUCCCCCUCACCGUCCUCUGGAAACGGCCUCUGCAGACCCACGACCGUGUCCCUGCUUCGAACCCGAACAAGAACCCUGCCACCCGUAUCCUCUCAGAUGUGGUCCAGGCUGUUGGAACACAUAUCCUCUACCUGGCGACUAUCAACCUCGCCACGACUAUGUGGGCUGGCCAUCUCCGCCGCCAUCUGAUGCUCUACCGUAUCUUCAACCCUCGUUUCAUGAUGGGCUCAGUGGUACUACUGGUCGUCGACGUUGUUCUGAUGGUGUUUGCUGUCGGUGGUGUGCGCUGGAGUACUCUCAGUGUCGGUGAGGUCUUCGGAUGGUGA
Messenger RNA from Penicillium paradoxum, 3219 nucleotides. Its product is annotated as mannose-ethanolamine phosphotransferase GPI13. The coding region runs from base 1 to 3219 and encodes 1072 amino acids. Gene Ontology annotation, biological process: GPI anchor biosynthetic process. The record is from RefSeq and is a predicted model, not a curated record. The transcript has 2 exons. Gene Ontology annotation, molecular function: mannose-ethanolamine phosphotransferase activity. Lineage: Eukaryota; Fungi; Ascomycota; Eurotiomycetes; Eurotiales; Aspergillaceae. Gene Ontology annotation, cellular component: endoplasmic reticulum membrane.